AUACUCUCUGGGGAAAUGUUCCAAACGUCUUAAAAAUGAAGACCAGAAAAAGAACCAUUAAUAUGUCAGAACCAUAAAAACAAAAUACUAUGUAGGCUUAGAAUGUAGAUCUUCCCUUUAUUAGUACCAUCCAGCCAUCUUUUAUUUGGCAGUCUAGAUUGAGUUUUAGUCCUUUAGGACAACAAGCAGGCAUGGAGUCUGACAAAAGAGAAUCUUUUCCUCGCUCUGAUUUGAGCAAUCCGGAUGAUAUCCCUCCCAUCAUCUUGAGAGAGGGCUCCUAUCAGGAAGAACAAAAUGUGGCCAAUUUUAAAUUCGAACUGGAAGAAAUGAAAGAAAAAUUCAAGAAACUUGAGAGUACCAUGGGAGUGGACAAGGUCACCAUCAAAGAGAUUGGGGAGAAGGUGGUGGUUGUAGUCGAGACUCUCGGAGGCACAGCGAUCGUACCCGUCCCCCCGAGCUCGGGCCUGUCCAUACAGCCCACUGAGAACUUCGGGCUCAAGUCACCUUCAGGUGGUAAAAACUCUAUUCCUGGAGUUGUUUCCCUGCAACAGCCGUCGGGCAAUAAGGGAGCUCCACCUGGAGGAAUGACCGCGGAGCAGCUUCAAGAUUUUAAGAAGAUGACACUGCAGAUCAAUGCCAUGCAACAGAAAAUCAAAGAUCUAGAGAACAAGCUGUCAGAGACACUGUCAGGAAUAAAGAAAGGAACGGAACGAGCAGACGAGAUGGAAGAGAAGGGAAACGAGACCAUCAAAGACAUAUAUAAAUGCAUUGACCUGAUCAAUAACUCCUUGAGCGAGAAAAUCGCGCAGCAAAAAGUUGAAGUCCAGAAGAUCGCUGGAGACACGCCCAAGCCAAUCAAUUACGACCCUUUCAACUACGGAGAAGCCUACGGGGGAGAUAUAGUGGACUUCCAAGCCAGAAGACGUAUCAUUGAAAUCAAACUUCUGCUUCAAGGCCUGCAAGCCUCGAUGAACCAGUUAAGAGAUUCAGUCCGUGUCAGCCCAAGUAUUGACCUGGGCUAUAAAGUCGUACGCCUGGACCAGCUGAUCGCCAGCAGCGGUUUCGGGAAAGCCAUUCAGAAAGGAGAGGCCACCCAUGAAGAUGCCUUGUUAGUAAGCAACUCCAAAACGAGAGAGCCUGGUAAAGUGGACUAUCCCAAGAAGGAGAUCUUCCAAGUCACUGAUGACAUGGAAUCCAGCUGGGCCAUCACUGACUCCAUCAUGCAGACGAUGUUCAGACUGGAGAUGGAGCUAGGAGAGUUACAGAAAGCUGUGGGGCAAUCUGAUCUCAGCGGAAACACUAAAAUCUUGGAGGACCUGCAGUCUUCCAUUAAACAAGUGAGGGACAAGGCUACUGAUAUCAAGACUGUCAAGCGAAUCGUAGAGGACGCUUUAAUGAAUAAGGCACACAAUCAGUUGUCGGUCUUUGAAAAGAAAAGCCAGAUAAUUGAUUCCUCAGGCUCCACUGCUGUUCUGGCGUCGGUCUCCAAAGCUAAGUUUGAACAACAGAUAAAGUCCCUGUCUUCAACUCUGAACACUGUGGAUCAGCGCUUGGCAAAAAUAGAAUCCCACUUAGAGAAGAGACCCAACUCGGCGGCAAUUAAAGGAAAUGUAGAAACGGCGUGUUUGGCGUGUGACAGGGAGAUAGAGCUGCCCAAUACACCGCUAGUGUCUUCUCUGCCGAAUCCCGGCUCUUUCAACCCGACUCUACCAAGAGAUCCAAAGAUGUAUCAGACUCCAACAAAGCUGCGUUACGUCCUGAACCGCAGCUACGACGUUGAAACUAGCAGGGAUAAACAUGAUGUAUAUAGCAUGCCACGCCCAGUAGGCGCUGGCUAUGCCCAGUUCUGGCCAAUGAUCGGAUCUUCCCAGAACAAGGCCAGGUCUCCUUCUCUGGAUGAUCGAAGGAUUAUUAUUUCCGACAGCAUAUUUAUCCAAGGGUACGACGGCAAACUGUAUAAAGCUGAUAAAAACAAUUUGAAGAUCCCAGAAGUCAGCUUGAAUUGAGCUCUAGCUGACGAUGUAAGGAAGCACUAUCAGAGGCUUCAGUUCUGAUCAACCUGGGAAGGGGUGAAAGGUAGACAGAUGUCAACAUUGACUUGAGGGUGCAGUUCAAUUAAUUACAAAUAUGUCAGAGGAUGUCAGAGGAUGUCAAAGGAUGUGUUGAUGUCCCACAGAUGAAAUUCUGAAAUGUUUGUCUAUCAAUGCGAUAACAUCCAACCAAUAAAAGUGCAUUAACAUCAUUGCCCUAACAUCAUUGCCCUAACAUCAUUGCCCUAACAUCAAUGCAAAAUAAACCAUUU
Biomphalaria glabrata is the source of this 2302-nucleotide messenger RNA. RefSeq lists its product as uncharacterized. The transcript is spliced from 21 exons. The coding region runs from base 192 to 2006 and encodes 604 amino acids. The record is from RefSeq and is a predicted model, not a curated record. Lineage: Eukaryota; Metazoa; Mollusca; Gastropoda; Planorbidae.